AAUUCAGUUUUGCAUCUCUCUAACUCCAAAUUCCUGAGCUUCGAUCAAUUUCAGUGGUCAACUAUGUCUUCUCAAGAACGUGAUGUCGUUCACUUCUUCAAGGUUAUUCUUGAAAAGAACCUUCUUGGUGAUGGAUUUCUGAGAUUGCCAAAGAGUUUUGUGCAUAAAUACUGGAAAGAAAUUACGUCACGUUCUGUUUUUCUAAGUCUUCCAAACGGAGCUGAAUUGGAAGUUCAUUGGUCAAGGGAUGAAAACGGUGACGUUUUGUUUGGCCACGGUUGGAAAGAAUUUGCACAAUACGUGUCUCUCCAAGCGACACAGUUUCUCUUGUUCCGUUACGAAGUGAAAAAAACUAAUAAUAAUAAUAAUAAUAAUAAUAAUAAUAAUAAUAAUAAUAAUAAUAAUAAUAAUAAGUUUUAUGUUAUAGUUUUGGGUUCAAGUGGUUUAGAAAUUAAGUACCCUUGUUCUAAUUCUGUGUCAAAGAAAAAAAAUGAUAAUGUUAAUGUUAAUGUUGUUGAAAAAGGGCAAAAGGGUGAAAAAAAGAGUGAUGCUUGUUCUUUUGAGUUUGUUAAUGGAAAAAGACGAAAAUCUCUCUUGUCACCGCUACAAUCACCACCUCCACCACCACCACUGGUAAUUUCCGAUGAUGAAACUAGUAGUUUCAAAAGGAAGAAAAUUAUAAAAGAAGAGCCUGAAGAUUACUCUAUUGAUGGUGAAAUCAGUAACACUAAAAGAAAAAGGAGAGCUUCUAGGAGUUUUGAUUAUAUUGCCAAGGAAAAAGAUUAUGAUAACUCAGAAGUGUUGGACAAUAAAACCAUGAAGAAGUUUCAAGAGAAAGUGAAGAGUAGGUUCCAAACUGGGAAUCCCUUUUUUGUAUGUGCACUUGGGAAAACCUAUUCUGACAGAGACCUCUUGGUUAUACCAAGCUAUUUUGCUAAACCAAUUCUUGGGAAAAGAGAAGGAAAUGCAAAGCUCUUUCUUGUUGAUGAUCCGAAGAAAUGUUGGGAUGUGCAGAUGAGAAUUUCUGCUUGCAGGCAAUUUAUAAUUACAAAUGGUUGGAAGAAAUUCUCAACAUUCUAUAGUUUGAAACUUGGUGACGCUUGUGUCUUUGAGUUGGUCGAUCCAAUCGAUAUUUUAUUCAAAGUUCAUAUUCGUAGUUAUGGAGAAGACCCUUUGACUCCUAGCUCUUCUGAAUAUUCAGAGCAAGAAGGCCCUUCUUAUAGGCCUCCUUCUUCUUCUUCUUCACCAUUCCUUAAAAAGCAUAAAACUUCUAAAGCUAAUUUCGGAUUCAUGCCCAAGAAUGAAUGACUUCACCAUACACAUCAAGCAUGAACAAGUCAUUAUGCGGUGAUACCAACUGAAUACAUAAAAGAAUUACAGUGUAAGCAGUGGAACAAUUUUGCAACCUUGCAAGUUCAUGAGAAGAGAGAAUGGAAGGUGAAAUUACUUUAUUAUCCAAAUAAUGGGUAUAUAAGAUUUUCUCAAGGUUGGUCCAAAUUUACUAAGGAGUGUAAAUUGGAGUAUGGUGAUUAUUGUCACUUUGAGCUUAUUGAUUUGGAGAAUCUUAAGUUCCAAGUUUCAAUUAGAAAAGGACACUAGAGUUGGUUUAUAUUAUAUGUACGUAACACUCAGAAGAUAAAAAAAUAUAGUUUAAUAGAUAAUUUCAUUUUCCAUGAUGUAUUGAUGAUAUGAAGUUUUUUCUGUUCAUUGUAAAUGAAUUUUUAGUUGCUAA
Arachis duranensis is the source of this 1732-nucleotide messenger RNA. RefSeq lists its product as uncharacterized. Bases 64 to 1308 code for a protein of 414 amino acids. Gene Ontology annotation, molecular function: DNA binding. The record is from RefSeq and is a predicted model, not a curated record. NCBI's taxonomy places the organism in Eukaryota, Viridiplantae, Streptophyta, Magnoliopsida, Fabales, Fabaceae. The transcript is spliced from 6 exons.